Messenger RNA from Cinara cedri, 1026 nucleotides. Lineage: Eukaryota; Metazoa; Arthropoda; Insecta; Hemiptera; Aphididae. The record is from the annotation of a GenBank genome assembly.
AUGUUGAUUCUACCUUCAGAUCACUUGAUAGGUAAUCUGGAUAAUUUUUACACUUCGAUCGAUAAAGCAUCUCAAAUAGCUUGCGAAACUAAUGCUAUAGUCACUUUUGGAGUAAAACCUUGUAAAUUUAAUUCUGAAUAUGGUUAUAUCGAUGCUCUUUAUGAUAGCGACAAGAAGUAUCAUAUAGUUCAACGUUUUUUAGAGAAGCCUGCAUAUGAACUAAGUAAUGACCAUUAUUGGAACUCAGGCAUUUUUGUUUUUAAAGCAAAACGCUAUAUAGAUGAAGUCAAGAAAUUUGCCCCGAACCUUUAUAAAUUAUGCUACAAUAGUGUAAAGCAUUUUACACCGCAAGAGAAAUUUCUUUAUCUUAAACAGCAAGACUUCGAGGGAAUAGAAAGCAUAUCUAUUGAUCAUUUAGUUAUGGAGAAGGUAAAGAAUAUCGCAAUGAUAGAAGCUAAUUUUGAUUGGAUGGAUAUUGGCACAUGGAAUGCAGUUUUAGAAUUGAACGAGAGAAAGAACUGUUUUUUUUCAAGAUCAACACUGCAUGAAAACAAGCAGUGCUUUUUAGGUAAAACAAGCAACAUGAAACAACUGUCUGGGGUAAUAGAGUUUCAAAAAAAGUCUAUUUUAAAUCAAAGCCUAAUGUCAUUUAUCAAUAAAGUUAAAAAUAUGGCAGUAAUUAAAAAAGAGAUUAGACCAUGGGGUUUUUUUUAUGUAAUUUUGACAGGUGAGAAUUUUCUCGUAAAACGCCUUUUUAUAAACCCGUUAAGCUGUACUUCCAAGCAAUUCCAUAAUCAUAGAGAUGAAUACCAUAUAGUAUUAUCUGGAGUAGGACACAUUACUCUAGAUGAAAAAAUUCAUACUGUAGUACAAAACCAUCUAAUAGAAAUUCCAAGGAAUGUUGCUCACAGGAUUGAGAAUAAAAAUACAGAUUCUCCACUUGAGAUAAUAGAGUUCCAAGUAGGUGACCACUUGUCUGAUAGCGAUAUAGUAAGACUAGAUGAUAUAUAUGGAAGAACAGCAUGA